UCGCCAGGACUCUGGUCCUCCACUAUCCCGGCGUGCUUCAGCUGCGAAUAAUCAUGGCGGCAUUUCGGGAGGAUGCAGGAGAAGAUAAAGAGAACCGGGUGGUGGAACUGGGUGCUACCCUGAGUUUGGAAAUCUUGCAGAUUAUCAAGGACUCUCAGCAACAGCAUGGUCUACGACAUGAAGACUACCAGAGAUACAGGGGCUACUGUUCGCGCAGACUUCGCCGUCUCAGGAAGGCGCUUGGCUUUAAAAUGGGAAACCGUCACAAGUUCGUAGGCAAGAAGGUCACAGUGGAGAUUCUGUCAGACAGCAGGUAUUUGCUGCUGGUUCUAAUGGAUGCAGAAAGAGCUUGGAGCUAUGCCAUGCAGCUGAAACAAGAAGCAAACACUGAACCUCGCAAACGCUUUCAUUUGUUCUCUCGACUCAGGAAAGCUGUCAAACACGCAGAAGAGCUGGAACACCUGUGUGAUAGCAAUUGUGUUGAUGCCAAAACAAAAUUAGAAGCUCAGGCAUACACUGCCUAUCUUAAAGGCAUGUUGAGUUUUGAAUUGCAAGAAUGGAAAGGUGCUAUGGAGGCAUUACACAAAUGCAAAACAAUCUACGAGAAGCUUGCCAGUGCAUUCACAGAUGAACAGGCAGUGUUAUACCGUCAACGAGUGGAGGAAAUCUCGCCGAACAUCCGUUACUGUGACUAUAACAUAGGUGACCAGACUGCAAUAAAGGAGCUGAUUCAGAUGCGCAUGAAAUCAGGAGAAAGUGGUGGACUAUUGGAUACUCUCCUAACGCAGACCAGAGCCAAGCAUGCCGCCUCUAUGAGCGAAGUGAAAUGGAGGGGCCGGGUCAUCCCAGUGAAAAUCGAUAAAGUGCGCAUCUUCCUUCUUGGACUAGCAGACAAUGAAGCAGCAAUUGCACAGACGACAACAGAUGAGGCCAAGGAGCGACUGUACGAGAGCUUGUUGAGUGAGUGCCGUGAUGCCAUUCAGGCAGUUCGUGAGGAGCUGAGGAUUGAUCCGACACAGAAGCAGCGGGAGCGAUCUCUAGAGCUUGACCCGGGAAAGGUGUCUGGCCUACAAUAUCUCCACAGCUACCUUGCAUACAUUAAGCUUUCCACGGCAAUAAAACGCAAUGUUAUCAUGGCUGAAGCCUUGCAGAAGCAGCUGAAUGACCCAACACAAGAUGAUGGGAAACGUGUGUUGCGGCCACAAGACUUGAUCCGACUCUAUGACAUUAUCCUGCAGAAUCUUUCAGAACUGCCACAACUAUCAGGGCUGGAAGACGAUAAAGAUUUCCAAGCAGAAGUGGAGCUGAAGACUUCAGUUUACAAGGCAUACAGGUGUUUUUUCAUUGCUCAGUCCUAUGUGCUGGUAAAAAAGUGGAGUGAAGCCCUGGUUCUAUAUGAGCGAGUCCUUAAAUACACCAGUGAAGCACAGACCCAAACUGCAAAAUUGACAAUUAUUUUACAGGAUCUUCCUGACGUGAGAGAACUAGCUGCCCGAGUUAAUGCUGAGAAAUACUCUGUGCAAGCAGCUGCUAUUUUAGACAUUGAAGACGUUGGAGAGAUGGUAUCACAGCUUCAGGUGAAAGACGAGAAGCCCCUCAGAGAGUGUUUGGAUGUAUUCUGCAUCAAUCCCUCUCUGGUCACCAAACAUGCCAACUUAGUGUGCUUCCCACCAGAGUUCCAGCCCAUUCCCUGCAAGCCCCUCUUCUUUGACCUGGCUCUGAACCAUGCUGCAUUCCCACCUUUAGAGGAUAAAGUGGAACAGAAAGGGCGAGGAGGCCUCACAGGCUACAUCAAAGGUUUCUUUGGCUUCCGUGGCUGAAGUUUGGAUUGAACACCUGUUGAAUGACAUUUGUUGCAUCUUUCAAAGCAGUUUUAAUGGUUCAAAAUGAAAACAGAAACAGAGAACACAAUAGACUGAACUGAACGCUGGUGCUAGCCUCAAGAUCCUGGAAUCAACCCUGUCUCAUUAUCUGCAGCGCUGAAUGGACCUCGUUCCUCAAACAUGUGUGUGUGUAUGAGUUAUAGGGUCAAUUACUGACAGAACGAUCAUAAAAGUACAAAUGUACAGGCUCUUCAAACUGUUUUUUAAAAAUAUGGCUCAAUUGCUCAAAUACGAUUUAAAUUGCUGUUUUCUUCAAUAAUGCUUCACCAAACCAGCAAAGUCCAAAAAAUUAUCUUAUUCUUGCCUUUAUCUGUCAACCCAAUUAUGGGUGUUGGCCAGGACCAGUAGAAUUUCACAAAUGCUCUCAUAAAUUACAGCAGCCACCUGAUAUUUGUUUGUUUGAUUUCUUUAAAAUUAGCUGAUAAAAGAGUGAUUUAGCACCAAAACACCCACAUGUCAGGGAGACACAUUUUUUAAAAUGUUGCUUUAGUUCUUUUCUUCCUCCUCCUCCUUUCCCUGCCCCAGUAUCACCUUACAACUUAAUUUGUUGUUCCACAGAUAUUUUGACGCAUCUUCUGUCUUUCAAAGUAUACCGUUGUUCAGUUAUUCUGUUGCUGACUUUGUUGGUGUUAGACUCCUGCUAAAUUGGAAGAGUGAAGAUUCUGGUUUUCAUUGUUCCAUCCUUGUAUAAGACUAGGGCCAGAACAGCUCUCCAAGUUUUUCUGUCAUGUUGAGCAGGACCCAAUGAAAAGAGUCACCGGAAAAAUCUGAAACACACCAAUUCCUAGGUUAGCUGAUCAGAUACCAGCCUGCAAGCCCCAAAUGUGUUGCUCUGUACUUGAUCCUGCAGCCACUGUGUACAUACGAGGUGGGCGUUAGGUGUUUGCAGGAGUGAAGUUGUUCAUCAAUAACGCCAACACACUAGUUUAACGUCAUUGUGCAGUUCUUUAAAUGGUUCAUGAUGGUAACAGAUGGGGGAACAACACAGAAAGCCAGUUUAAGUCUUGGGCUAAGUUCAGUCAGAUGCGAGCUGGAAUAAUGCUAUCUCAGCACUUCAAAGUAACUUGUGCCACUGAAGAGUUUGCUAACUAUUUAAGUUGAUGAAUUCCAGUCCAUUCUGGAAGUAUACAUUGAAUGGUAAAUAAUAUUUUGUUUUUUAAAGUGUUAAACCAGGCACAAAAAACAAACAAGUAGAGGAGAUUGGUCUGUACUAAUAAUCCUGUUUGUCCAAAUGAACUGGAAUUAAAAUAUCCAAAGAGCUGAGCUGUUAAACCCUGGGCCAUUCCCAUUGUACUUUCGCUAACCUUGGCCAGAGUUAUUAUCAUUGGUUUAAAUUAGAAAAUUAAAGUUUUGUUUUGAAAGCCCUGAAAUAAACUCUUUACAAAAAA
This is a messenger RNA of Amblyraja radiata (thorny skate), 3271 nucleotides long. RefSeq names its product signal recognition particle 68 (gene srp68). Gene Ontology annotation, cellular component: signal recognition particle, endoplasmic reticulum targeting. NCBI's taxonomy places the organism in Eukaryota, Metazoa, Chordata, Chondrichthyes, Rajiformes, Rajidae. Gene Ontology annotation, biological process: SRP-dependent cotranslational protein targeting to membrane. Gene Ontology annotation, molecular function: protein binding; 7S RNA binding; endoplasmic reticulum signal sequence receptor activity. The transcript is spliced from 16 exons. The record is from RefSeq and is a predicted model, not a curated record. Bases 54 to 1820 code for a protein of 588 amino acids.